This is a messenger RNA of Naumovozyma castellii, 1095 nucleotides long. RefSeq lists its product as uncharacterized. The record is from RefSeq and is a predicted model, not a curated record. The transcript has a single exon. NCBI's taxonomy places the organism in Eukaryota, Fungi, Ascomycota, Saccharomycetes, Saccharomycetales, Saccharomycetaceae. The coding region runs from base 1 to 1095 and encodes 364 amino acids.
AUGUCUAAGGAAAAUAAUAUUGUCACAAAGAGAACAGUCACAUUUGUGAACAACGCCACACCUGCAACCAUCACCGAAACUCAAUUAGACUUGGAUCAUUGUUUUGGUGACGAUGAAAUAGUUAUUGCCAUUAAAGCAGCUGCCUUGAAUCCGGUCGAUUUUGCUCUCCAUGAACUUUCAUAUCCACGUUUCACUUCUGCUGCACCAAAAGCAUACGGAAGAGAUUUUGCUGGUGUUAUUAUUCGUCGUGGUGCAAAAGUGGAUCCCAAAUGGCAAGUUGGUGACAAGGUAAAUGGAUCAUUCAACCAUAUAUAUGGACCAGAAGGUUCUUUAUCUAACUAUCUUAUUAUGAAUACUAAAAAACAACUCGCAAUUGACCAUAUUCCUGCAACGGAGGAUUCCGACAAGGAUGAAUUUAUUCAUGCUGCUGCCUGGCCAUUGGUUUUUGGUACUGCAUAUCCAGCUUUAUUUAAAUGUGGUCAAACUUUUAACAAGGAUUCAAGAAUAUUGGUCAUUGGUGCCUCUACAGCUGUGUCUAAUGCAUUUGUCCAAAUUGCUAAGAAGCAGUUGAAUGUAGGUACUGUAGUUGGUAUUUGUAAUUCAGCCUCUGUGGAUUACAACAAAUCCUUAGGCUUCGAUUACUUGGUUCCUUAUAAUCAAGAAGGUACUAUUCCAGAUAAUGUGGAAAAGUUGAUGAAGGAGAACAAUAUUGGUAAAUUUGAUUUAAUAUUUGAUUCUGUGGGAUCCAGUGACUUUUUCCCUGUCAUGGAUAAAUUUUUAAAACCGAGAACAGAAAACUCUUAUUACGUGACAGUGGUGGGUGACGAAAAGAUAAAUUACAAACACCCAUCUUUGAUUGGAGCCAUCCCAUACAAGGUUCCUUUUAGAACUUAUAAUCCAUGGAGAAAGUUCAAUUUUGCUCAUUUUUUCUGUGUACCAAAUAAAGAAUGGGUAGAUCUAGGAACAAGAAUGAUUGAAACAGGGAAAUAUACUCCUCCAAUUGAUUCAGUUUUCAAACUCGAUCAAUUUCAAGAAGCGAUUGAUAGAUUAAAAUCUAAUAGAGCAAAGGGUAAGGUUAUUAUUACUCCAAACUGA